Molecule: messenger RNA, 6588 nt
Organism: Knipowitschia caucasica
Lineage: Eukaryota; Metazoa; Chordata; Actinopteri; Gobiiformes; Gobiidae
Source: the annotation of a GenBank genome assembly
AUGCUGCGUCCGGCUGUGGUUCUGAUCACUCUGUACCAUCUGGGUCGUGCUGCUAACGCCUGUCCCUCCUACAGCGGGCCCACUCUGGACCUGGGCCAGUUUGAAGACCUGCUGUCACAGAUGCAAAAGGAGGUGGAGGAGGCGGACAGCGUGGCUCGCAGCACCAGGGACAGUGGCUACAUCGACAGCUGGGAGUCGGAGCGCAGCGACUCCCUCUCUCCUCCCGCUCACGCCCGCGACGACUCACUCGACAGCCUGGACUCGCUCAGCACUCGCUCCGCACACACGCCGUCCCCUGAUGCCCUGGGGCCCGAUGCACUGGGGUCCGAUGCCCUGGGGCCCCACGUCUGCAGCGAUGGCCCCAGUGACUCAGAGUCGGAUGGGCCUUUCCACAGGAAGAUGCCGGACGUGCGCAAAGACGACAUGCUAGCGCGCCGCACCUCUGUGAGCGAGCCCAAAGCCGCCAUGCCCUUCAACCAGUACCUCCCCAACAAGAGCAACCAGAGCGGCUACCUGCCCCUGCCCCUGCGCAAGAAGAGAGACACCAGCGAGAGCCACCGCACCAGCGAGAGCCACCGCACCAGCGAGAGCCACCGCACCAGCUGGAGUACUGCCACCUCGCCUGUAGGGGGCGACCGGCCGCUCAGUUCUUCAGCUCGUGCCAGCUCCGAGGAACUCUUCACUCGGUCUGGACACUGUCCCUCUAAACUCAGCGACCCGAGUGACGGCCCCGUGUCCGUGAAGGACCAGCUCCUCCCCGGCUGCAGCCUGUCUGUGCCCGCCUCCCUGGCCUCCUCCCUGGCCUCCUGUCCGGCGGCUGAACCAGGACGCGGUAAAAAUAGGGCUCUGAGCGAAAGCAACGACCCCCCGGGAGCCGCCGCCUGGUUGGACACAGAUGUUCCGACAACGAGUGUGAGUCUGAUUGACAUGCGAGACGGAGAGGACCCCCACAGCCAGAGCCGACACGAGCUCAUGCACAACCAGUACAACAUCCUGAAGGAGGACGAGAGCCACUGGCAGGACGACCUGGCGCGGUGGAAGAACCGCAGGAGGAGCGUCUCUCAGGACCUGAUCAAGAAGGAGGAGGAGCGGAAGCAGAUGGAGCAGCUUCUGACCGGAGAGACGGUCGUGCCCCACCGCCGCCGCAGCAUCAAGACCUACCGCGAGAUCGUGGAAGACAAAGAGCGGCGAGAGGAGGAGCUGCGUGUGGCCUACAAAAGCGCCCGCUCUCAGGAGGAGGCGUCGUCCAUCCUGCAGCGGUACGCCCAGCGCUUCUCCAUCAGCGAGGCCAUCCUGGAGCGCCUGCAGCUGCCCAAACUGCUGGACGUGUCCUCGGACCCCGGCUGCCCCUUCCCCCUGUCCCUGUCCCUGUCCCCCACAGAGGCCCCAGACCACACGGGGCCACUACGUUACCUGCGGCAACAGUCGGCCCCCUCGCCCAGGUUCACGUCCACGUUGGAGGCGCGCGUGGAGGAGGCGCGCGUGGAGGAGUACCCCACGGAGCGCGCAACUCACGUGCCUCAGAUCCGGUCGCGGUCGUCAGAACCUCCCGCCUCCAGAGCGCUGUGUCCUAAAGCGGUGCCUUUACUGACGCCCAGGCCUUACAGCAGCUCCACCGACUCAUGGAGCGGCGGCAGCGGUGGCGGCAAGACGGACGGCCUCCUGCGAGUGAACGGGGCCAGUGACGGUCUGCCUUGCACUCCCGACAGCUCCCUGGACUCUCCGGUGUUCCAGCCCUGGACUCCCACCUCCCCCUUCAGCCCUGGGAGCUCCCCCCUCACCCCCAUCACCCCCCUCACACCAGAGUUUCACAGCCCAGUGCUCACCAACCACCAGGGGGAGCCAAAUCACAAAACCAGUGAGGAGUCAGAGCAGCCGAGUCAUCCAAGUUCACUCCCAACUGAGUUGCAGAAACAAGAAGAAAGCUGGAGUACGUCUCUCUCAGACGCCAAACCAGAUCCCAGUUUUGCAGAGUCGUCCAGACCAGAGUCACAGGAGUGGAGGACAGAGUCUGCCCCCGUGUGGAUCGGGAGGUCGUCCUCAGACGCAGCCUCAGAUGAGACCAGGAAGGAUCUCUGCGGAAAUGUGUCUGGUUCAGGACCGUCCCGCUGGUCCUGGGACCAGGAGGAGGAGCAACAGCGUCAGCGGAGGUGGCAGGAGGAGCAGGAGCAGAUGCUGCAGGAGAAGUACCGUGUGGAGCAGGAAAAGCUGAGGCAGGAGUGGGAGCGAGCUCAGAGGGAGGUGGUCGAGGAGGAGCGCAAGUACCACCAGGAGGAGCAGAGGAUCCUGGAGGAGACCACCGCCCCUCUGACCCCUCUGACCACUCUGACCCCUCUGACCCCUGUGAGCCCUGUGAGUCCUGUGCUGCUGGACGCUCUCUCAGAGCUACACACACAGAAAGAGAACAGUGAAGAAUCCAGACGCAGAGACUUCGACCGAACCAGUGACAUCAGCACCGCAGACGACAGCAUGAAGACGGCCAGAAGCUCUCUCAGCCACAGCAGUUUGCAGAACGGUCAGUCUCCUUCAGUUCAAACCAAAGUGUUGUCUCCGCGGCAACAGACGGACAGCAGACAGAGGAGGAGUGGCCCUCUCGAUAAUAGCAGCAGCUCAUCAAAGCCCCCUAAUGCGUCAGACCGUGUGCCUCCGUCCCCAAACAGUCUCUCUCUGCUCUCUGUACCCCUGUGCUCCUGGUUCUCACCCGUGUGUCCCUGUGCUCCUGGUUCUCACCCGUGUGUCCCUGUGUUCCUGGUUCUCACCCGUGUGUCCCUGUGUUCCUGGUUCUCACCCGUGUGUCCCUGUGCUCCUGGUUCUCACCCGUGUGUCCCUGUGCUCCUGGUUCUCACCCGUGUGUCCCUGUGUUCCUGGUUCUCACCCUUGUGUCCCUGUGCUCCUGGUUCUCACCCGUGUGUCCCUGUGCUCCUGGUUCUCACCCGUGUGUCCCUGCUGUGCUCCUGGUUCUCACCCGUGUGUCCCUGUGCUCCUGGUUCUCACCCUUGUGUCCCUGCGCUCCUGGUUCUCACCCUUGUGUCCCUGUGCUCCUGGUUCUCACCCGUGUGUCCCUGUGCUCCUGGUUCUCACCCGUGUGUCCGUGCUGUGCUCCUGGUUCUCACUCGUGUGUCCCUGUGCUCCUGGUUCUCACUCGUGUGUCCCUGUGCUCCUGGUUCUCACCCGUGUGUCCCUGUGCUCCUGGUUCUCACCCGUGUGUCCCUGCUGUGCUCCUGGUUCUCACCCUUGUGUCCCUGUGCUCCUGGUUCUCACCCGUGUGUCCCUGUGCUCCUGGUUCUCACCCGUGUGUCCCUGUGUUCCUGGUUCUCACCCGUGUGUCCCUGUGUUCCUGGUUCUCACCCGUGUGUCCCUGUGCUCCUGGUUCUCACCCGUGUGUCCCUGUGCUCCUGGUUCUCACCCGUGUGUCCCUGUGUUCCUGGUUCUCACCCUUGUGUCCCUGUGCUCCUGGUUCUCACCCGUGUGUCCCUGUGCUCCUGGUUCUCACCCGUGUGUCCCUGCUGUGCUCCUGGUUCUCACCCGUGUGUCCCUGUGCUCCUGGUUCUCACCCUUGUGUCCCUGUGCUCCUGGUUCUCACCCUUGUGUCCCUGUGCUCCUGGUUCUCACCCGUGUGUCCCUGUGCUCCUGGUUCUCACCCGUGUGUCCGUGCUGUGCUCCUGGUUCUCACCCGUGUGUCCCUGUGCUCCUGGUUCUCACUCGUGUGUCCCUGUGCUCCUGGUUCUCACCCGUGUAUCCCUGUGCUCCUGGUUCUCACCCGUGUGUCCCUGCUGUGCUCCUGGUUCUCACCCUUGUGUCCCUGUGCUCCUGGUUCUCACCCGUGUGUCCCUGUGCUCCUGGUUCUCGCCCGUGUGUCCCUGUUUCCUGGUUCUCACCCGUGUGUCCGUGCUGUGCUCCUGGUUCUCACCCGUGUGUCCCUGUGUUCCUGGUUCUCACCCUUGUGUCCCUGUGCUCCUGGUUCUCACCCGUGUGUCCCUGUGCUCCUGGUUCUCACCCGUGUGUCCCUGCUGUGCUCCUGGUUCUCACUCGUGUGUCCCUGUGCUCCUGGUUCUCACCCGUGUGUCCCUGUGCUCCUGGUUCUCACCCGUGUGUCCCUGCUGUGCUCCUGGUUCUCACCCUUGUGUCCCUGUGCUCCUGGUUCUCACCCGUGUGUCCCUGUGCUCCUGGUUCUCGCCCGUGUGUCCCUGUUUCCUGGUUCUCACCCGUGUGUCCGUGCUGUGCUCCUGGUUCUCACCCGUGUGUCCCUGUGUUCCUGGUUCUCACCCUUGUGUCCCUGUGCUCCUGGUUCUCACCCGUGUGUCCCUGUGCUCCUGGUUCUCACCCGUGUGUCCCUGCUGUGCUCCUGGUUCUCACCCGUGUGUCCCUGUGCUCCUGGUUCUCACCCGUGUGUCCCUGUGCUCCUGGUUCUCACCCGUGUGUCCCUGUGCUCCUGGUUCUCACCCGUGUGUCCCUGUGCUCCUGGUUCUCACCCGUGUGUCCCUGUGCUCCUGGUUCUCGCCCGUGUGUCCCUGUUUCCUGGUUCUCACCCGUGUGUCCGUGCUGUGCUCCUGGUUCUCACCCGUGUGUCCCUGUGUUCCUGGUUCUCACCCUUGUGUCCCUGUGCUCCUGGUUCUCACCCUUGUGUCCCUGUGCUCCUGGUUCUCACCCGUGUGUCCCUGUGCUCCUGGUUCUCACCCGUGUGUCCCUGUGUUCCUGGUUCUCACCCGUGUGUCCCUGUGUUCCUGGUUCUCACCCGUGUGUCCCUGUGCUCCUGGUUCUCACCCGUGUGUCCCUGUGCUCCUGGUUCUCACCCGUGUGUCCCUGUGUUCCUGGUUCUCACCCUUGUGUCCCUGUGCUCCUGGUUCUCACCCGUGUGUCCCUGUGCUCCUGGUUCUCACCCGUGUGUCCCUGCUGUGCUCCUGGUUCUCACCCGUGUGUCCCUGUGCUCCUGGUUCUCACCCUUGUGUCCCUGCGCUCCUGGUUCUCACCCUUGUGUCCCUGUGCUCCUGGUUCUCACCCGUGUGUCCCUGUGCUCCUGGUUCUCACCCGUGUGUCCGUGCUGUGCUCCUGGUUCUCACCCGUGUGUCCCUGUGCUCCUGGUUCUCACUCGUGUGUCCCUUUGCUCCUGGUUCUCACCCGUGUGUCCCUGUGCUCCUGGUUCUCACCCGUGUGGUCCCUGCUGUGCUCCUGGUUCUCACCCUUGUGUCCCUGUGCUCCUGGUUCUCACCCGUGUGUCCCUGUGCUCCUGGUUCUCGCCCGUGUGUCCCUGUUUCCUGGUUCUCACCCGUGUGUCCGUGCUGUGCUCCUGGUUCUCACCCGUGUGUCCCUGUGUUCCUGGUUCUCACCCUUGUGUCCCUGUGCUCCUGGUUCUCACCCGUGUGUCCCUGUGCUCCUGGUUCUCACCCGUGUGUCCCUGUGCUCCUGGUUCUCACCCGUGUGUCCCUGUGCUCCUGGUUCUCACCCGUGUGUCCCUGUGCUCCUGGUUCUCACCCGUGUGUCCCUGUGCUCCUGGUUCUCGCCCGUGUGUCCCUGUUUCCUGGUUCUCACCCGUGUGUCCGUACUGUGCUCCUGGUUCUCACCCGUGUGUCCCUGUGUUCCUGGUUCUCACCCUUGUGUCCCUGUGCUCCUGGUUCUCACCCGUGUGUCCCUGUGCUCCUGGUUCUCACCCGUGUGUCCCUGCUGUGCUCCUGGUUCUCACCCUUGUGUCCCUGUGCUCCUGGUUCUCACCCGUGUGUCCCUGUGCUCCUGGUUCUCACCCUUGUGUCCCUGUGCUCCUGGUUCCACCCGUGUGUCCGUGCUGUGCUCCUGUUUCUCACCCGUGUGUCCCUGUGCUCCUGGUUCUCACCCGUGUGUCCCUGUGCUCCUGGUUCUCACCCGUGUGUCCCUGUGCUCCUGGUUCUCACCCGUGUGUCCCUGUGCUCCUGGUUCUCACCCGUGUGUCCCUGCUGUGCUCCUGUUUCUCACCCGUGUGUCCCUGUGCUCCUGGUUCUCACCCGUGUGUCCCUGUGCUCCUGGUUCUCACCCGUGUGUCCCUGUGCUCCUGGUUCUCACCCGUGUGUCCCUGUGCUCCUGGUUCUCACCCGUGUGUCCCUGUGCUCCUGGUUCUCACCCGUGUAUCCCUGUGCUCCUGGUUCUCACCCGUGUGUCCCUGUGCUCCUGGUUCUCACCCGUGUGUCCCUGUGCUCCUGGUUCUCACCCGUGUAUCCCUGUGCUCCUGGUUCUCACCCGUGUGUCCCUGUGCUCCUGGUUCUCACCCGUGUGUCCCUGUGCUCCUGGUUCUCACCCGUGUGUCCCUGUGCUCCUGGUUCUCACCCGUGUGUCCCUGUGCUCCUGGUUCUCACCCGUGUGUCCCUGUGCUCUUGGUGCAGGUCUGUGAGUGGGAAAAAGCUGUGUUCCAGCUGCACUCAGCCUCUGGGGAAAGGAGCCGCCAUGAUCAUCGAGACUCUGAGCCUCUACUUCCACAUCCACUGCUUCAAGUGCGGUGUGUGUAAGGGGCUCUUGGGCGACACCACAACUGGGACCGACGUGCGGAUCCGGAACGGCCUCCUGAACUGCCACCAGUGCUACAUCCGCUCACGCUCGGCCGGACAGCCCACCAUGUUGUGA